ACACUUUCUUCUCUCCAACACGACGUUGGAUGGUAAACAUUUAUUCCCUACUAGAACUUAAUCCUCCUGUUCACUGCUCUAUUAAUAGUACAAGGUCACUUCCAUCACAGUGCUACAUAUCGAACUUCGGGAAUAACAGUCACCAUUGGGUUAUUCAUCUUGAUCUAAAAAAUAACGUUUGGUUUUUAUAAUUCACGACGAUGGAUGAGCUUGCUUCCCGGGUCGUCUUCUUCAGGCCGUAAGUUCACUCAUACAGCCGUCAUCGCAACGGACCGGUGGUGAUCCGGCUCCAGCGUUUCAAUAUUGGACUUCCAAACGAAUUUCACGUUCAACAUUCAACGUUAAUGUUUGGUUCCCAGUAGCCACAUCGUUAAAGGCAUACUCAUUAUCUCCAUCACGAGUCCUUCCGUCCCCCAGGUUUUGAUUACCUCUGGCGUUGAGUUCCUGUGGUUAUUUAGUCUGGUUUGCACGAGGUCACGACAGUGGUCGGUGCAGUGAUACUUCAAACUCAAACUUCAACCUUCAGGUAUCACAUUGCAUGUCCUCAGAUGAUCACCUACUCAAAGACGAGGAACUUGAUCAAGACUACCCUCUACCAAGGAACAGUACCCGUGGGACAGAGCGAAUCGUGUUUCCUCGUGGAAUGACUAACUCCGAGCUUUGGCGCGACUGCAUCAUACCGAAGGUUCACGAAAUGACGCGUUUUGGUAAACGCUUGACGAGCAGACCCUUGGUACUUUCCGAUGGAGUGAUUAUCGAAUGGGUUCUAGAUCGUUCAGUUAAAGAAGAGGACAAUGACCAACUCAUCCAAUGCCAAUACUUUGAUGAAGCCAAGCUUGCACGAGAGAAUCUCAAGCAAACCGUCCCAGCAAUGCGCACAGUGUCUCAUCUAGCAGGAACUGGAGUCGCGGAAGACCCAAUAUGUCUCGAUUCGGAUGAAGAUCUAUACACCACUCGGACAAGCUCGGUAAAUGCCCGGAGAUCCAGCAGCCCAGAAGAUCCCAACGAUAUUGUAAUGGGGGGCACGUCGAGGACUGUCUUCCCCACUGCUGUAAUUUGCACGCCCUGUGCGCGAAACAUGCAAAGCAAUGGCUCAUCGAAGUCAUCGCGUGAGGCAUUGGACGCCACUGAGACUAGUGAAGAUACGGAAGGAUAUGAGACAGACGAUGAAAAUGCAGAAGGCCUGCGAUCGGCACCUGGUUCACCGAGGAUCCGGACAACCUUUCCGGACUCGGACCCUUAUGGCGGGCAACUGCUUGUUGCAGGAAGCAUUGCGCGCGAAGCGUUGUCGAGACUGGAGCAGGAAGGCAGACUCCCGACUCAAAACUAUCUCGGUAUAUCGCAACCUCGGGCCAUUGGUCUGCACCUAAAAAGUUCCAACGGUAAGAGCAAGGUGGCCUCCCCUUCCACCAGUGUUCCAAACGCAAAGAUCAAAUCAAUGGGACAUCCGCGGACUGCAUCAGGCAAAAGACGUCCUUCUCCGCCUUCUUCCGCCAGCAGCAGUGAGAUGGAAACCGCACGCAAACGAUCGCGUCUUUCUUCGAGCUUUAACAACACGCCAAGAAGUUAUAGUCAGGGCUCACGUAUUGCUCCUGAGUCGGACAAUAUAUCUAGCCAUUCUCUUCCACCACGUCGGUCAUCGACUCAUAAAGCCAACCGAGCCUUGCAUGCCUCUAACCCUAGCCCGAUACAGAGCUCCUCGGAAAGUAGUACUGACCUCAGCUCUUCUGACAGCACAAACCCGUCUUCGUCUUGGGACCAUGCAGGAGUGGAUCAACUUCGUGAGCAGCUGGAAAGUGAAGGAGGGCGCAUAAUCAGGCUGCCGAGACCAAAGCAUGCCCGUGCUCGCCGUCUUCUUGUGUCUACCAAUCCUAAGUUACCGAUGGUUGCGGUCUAUAUGCGUGGGGAUGCUCAGUUUAUCCACCGCCGGAGAUUGUAUCGGGAGCCGGAGCAUUCCCUGCCUUGCGAAGAAGAACGGCUUGUGACAGACGCAUGCUUGUUGAAUGACAGCAUCGCUGUCCUUGGAUAUGAGGCUGGACCUUCAAAUCCAAAGAUAUCUCUGAUUCCUCUGGUUAAGGGCAAGCUAAGGCGGAUAGACCUCAAGCAUGCAGGGUACAGCAAGGUGCAUGAAAAUACUACUGCUGGGACAGCACGACCUUUUAGAGGCAUAUCCAGCCUAACAGCUUUAGCAGGAAAUGGCAUGCGUUUCCUGUCCGGAGGCUACGAUCAUACAGUUCGAUUGUGGACGCUCAAGUCUACAGGAGACGGGUAUAUCGAAAGGUCCAGGGAAGUCGCGGCAACUCACGCAGAGAAGGUUCAAACACUUGCGUUCCGAUCUCACGACAGCACCGUCCUUUUCGGUGGAGGUAGUCGGAUCUAUACGACAUGUCUACAGGCGGCUAGCCUUCCAAAAUCUGACAAAUUGUCCAAUGCUCUCAUUCAAAUACAUGUGAAUCCAUCCAGUGAAUCGCACGUUUUCCUCGAGAUGGAUCAUCUGGACAAUCAAGUCGCCCUCUAUGACACGCGCAGGGGCGCGUUCAAUCGCAAACCUUGUCUUGACUUCGGCUAUCGCGAAGUUAACAGCGACAAGCGAUAUGGCCGAUCUUUCACGAAGGGAUCUGUGGAAGACCGCCAUUUUGCACGUGGCUAUAGAGACGGAACUGUUUGUGUGUGGGAUCUUCGAAAGACUUCUAAGGCAGUCCUCUUGAUAUCCCGCAAACAUGAGAAGCCCGCCGUGCACACUGUGCUAUCCGAUCGUGUCGUCAUGGUAUAUGGCGAUACUGCUGUGACGUGCUGGGACAUUCGUAAUGGAGCCUCAAGACAGCGGUAACUCAUUUCGCUUGUAAAGGGUAUUUGGGCCAGAACAUAUAUCGUAAUAGCAUACCAGCAGAGUCAUACAUCGUGUCAAUUCAUUGGGCAUAUCAAGAAUGAUAGAAGCAAGAAUUCACGUCUUCUAAACAAGUCCCAAGUCCAAGGCGGUGUGAGGUCCUUAUGCCGAGUCCUUUGACCAUCCGGCCAACUCAAUUACGAAGGCGACUGCCAACUUGCUGAAUUCUAGCAUGUGCGAGAAACUGAACUCCUCGGACACAUCAUAUGUACUUAUGAUGUUUCUGUUAAUAGGCGUCUCACAACUAGGCAGUAAAAAACACUCACUCCCUGGUACUGUGGAUGAACUUAUUGGAAUUCCCGAAGGAGCUCUCU
This is a messenger RNA of Somion occarium, 3201 nucleotides long. NCBI's taxonomy places the organism in Eukaryota, Fungi, Basidiomycota, Agaricomycetes, Polyporales, Cerrenaceae. The record is from the annotation of a GenBank genome assembly.